This is a messenger RNA of Tupaia belangeri chinensis (Chinese tree shrew), 1657 nucleotides long. RefSeq names its product phosphatidylinositol-4-phosphate 5-kinase type 1 gamma (gene PIP5K1C). Gene Ontology annotation, cellular component: plasma membrane. Lineage: Eukaryota; Metazoa; Chordata; Mammalia; Scandentia; Tupaiidae. Bases 41 to 1615 code for a protein of 524 amino acids. Gene Ontology annotation, biological process: phosphatidylinositol phosphate biosynthetic process. The transcript is spliced from 14 exons. Gene Ontology annotation, molecular function: 1-phosphatidylinositol-4-phosphate 5-kinase activity. The record is from RefSeq and is a predicted model, not a curated record.
GGCAGGGACUCCUGGGCACCCCUCUGCAUGCACCUGCGGCAUGACCUUGGGUCUGGCUCCUAAGAAGACGGCCCUGGCCGAGGCCCCAUCGACGGCCGGGCAGCCGGGCCCUGGGCACGGGAAGAAGCUGGGCCACCGCGGCGUGGACGCGUCUGGAGAGACCACGUACAAGAAGACCACCUCCUCCACUCUGAAGGGAGCCAUCCAGCUGGGCAUCGGCUACACCGUGGGCAACCUGAGCUCCAAGCCGGAGCGCGACGUGCUCAUGCAGGACUUCUACGUGGUCGAGAGCAUCUUCUUCCCCAGCGAAGGCAGCAACCUCACCCCUGCCCACCACUUCCAGGACUUCCGCUUCAAGACCUACGCACCUGUCGCCUUCCGCUACUUCCGGGAGCUCUUCGGGAUCCGGCCAGACGACUACCUGAACCUGAACCAGAACCCGCGCACGCUGCUGCCCAAGUUCUACGGGCUGUACUGCGUGCAGUCGGGCGGCAAGAACAUCCGCGUGGUGGUGAUGAACAACAUCCUGCCCCGCGUGGUCAAGAUGCACCUCAAGUUCGACCUCAAGGGCUCCACGUACAAGCGGCGGGCCAGCAAGAAGGAGAAGGAGAAGAGCACCCCCACCUACAAGGACCUGGACUUCAUGCAGGACAUGCCCGACGGGCUGCUGCUGGACGCCGACACCUUCAGCGCCCUGGUCAAGACGCUGCAGCGCGACUGCCUGGUGCUGGAGAGCUUCAAGAUCAUGGACUACAGCCUGCUGCUGGGCGUGCACAACCUGGACCAGCAGGAGCGCGAGCAGCAGGCCCAGGGCGCCCGCAGCGCCGCCGACGGCAAGCGGCCCGCCGGCCAGAAGGCACUCUACUCCACCGCCAUGGAGUCCAUCCAGGGCGGGGCGGCGCGCGGAGAGGCCAUCGAGUCGGACGACACCAUGGGCGGGAUCCCGGCCGUGAACGGUCGCGGGGAGCGGCUGCUGCUGCACAUCGGCAUCAUCGACAUCCUGCAGUCCUACAGGUUCAUCAAGAAGCUGGAACACACCUGGAAGGCCCUGGUCCACGACGGGGACACGGUCUCCGUGCACCGGCCCAGCUUCUAUGCCGAGCGCUUUUUCAAGUUCAUGAGCAACACGGUCUUUCGGAAGAACUCCUCCCUGAAGUCCUCGCCGUCCAAGAAGGGGCGCAGUGCCCUGCUGGCCGUCAAGCCCCUGGGGCCCACGGCCGCCUUCUCGGCCAGCCAGAUCCCCAGCGAGCGGGAGGACGCGCAGUAUGACCUUCGGGGGGCCCGCAGCUACCCCACGCUGGAGGACGAAGGCCGGCCCGACCUCCUGCCCUGCACGCCGCCUUCUUUCGAAGAAGCCGCGCUCCCUGUUGACGAGAAAGCCACUACAGCUUCCAUCGCCACAACCCUGUCCUCCACCUCUCUCUCCAUCCCGGAGCGGUCACCCUCGGAGACGUCCGAGCAGCCGCGGUACAGGCGGCGCACGCAGUCAUCCGGACAGGACAGCCGGCCCCAGGAGGAGCCACACGCGGAGGAGGACCUGCAGCAGGUGACGGUGCAGGUGGAGCCCACGUGCAGCGUGGAGAUUGUGGUCCCCAAGGAGGAGGACGCGGGGUGAGUGUGGGCAGGGCGGUCCGCGUGCACCCCCAACCAUCGGGCC